Pestalotiopsis fici W106-1 is the source of this 1527-nucleotide messenger RNA. RefSeq lists its product as uncharacterized. The record is from RefSeq and is a predicted model, not a curated record. Gene Ontology annotation, cellular component: endoplasmic reticulum membrane. Bases 1 to 1527 code for a protein of 508 amino acids. Gene Ontology annotation, molecular function: diacylglycerol O-acyltransferase activity. Lineage: Eukaryota; Fungi; Ascomycota; Sordariomycetes; Amphisphaeriales; Sporocadaceae. The transcript is spliced from 4 exons. Gene Ontology annotation, biological process: triglyceride biosynthetic process.
AUGGAAUCAGCAACCUCUACGAGCGUGGAGACGGCCACCUCCCCAAUUUCAAGCCGUAGACGCGAGGUAUCCGGCACGCAGCAGCAGCAGCAGAAUGCCAAUGAGCCUACAAGGACUGGCCGCGCAAAUGGGGCACCGACCUUUGUGAGGAGAUACAGACAUGUUGCAGCCAUUCACUCCAAGACGCAACCAUCAACGUUGAGCCACGAUGCUGCCGCGGCCCCUAGCUUUCUCGGUUUUCGAAAUUUGAUGGUCAUCACUCUUGUUGCGGGAAACCUUCGUUUGGUCAUUGAGAACCUGCAGCGGUAUGGCAACUUAAUUUGUCUAAACUGCCAUGGCUUCCGGAAACACGACGUUUUACUGGGACUUGGUCUUUACUUUGUGAUACCAUGCUUUUUGUGGGUUGCCCACUCCAUCGAGCUCUUUGCUGCACAACAGGCCAAGGCAUCACGAGCUCUGGCCGUUCGCAGAGGCGGCUCGGCCAGCCCCACGGAAGACCAAGCCGAGUCCUUCAGGGCCAUGUGGAUCAGGGUGAGAUGGUUGCAUGGGCUCAACGCCACCUUGGCAUUGAGUUUAACCAGCUGGGUAGUCUACAGCUACAUUCACCACCCACUGAUAGGUACUGCGACUGAAGUGCAUGCCAUCAUCGUCUGGCUGAAGACGGCUUCUUAUGCCCUGACCAACCGAGAUCUCCGCCAUGCCUACCUUCAUCCGGUGAAGGGCGAAUUGGCCGCGCUUCCCGAGAUUUACUCCAAGUGUCCUUACCCCGAAAACAUCACCAUGAGCAAUCUGGCUUACUUUUGGUGGGCGCCGACUCUUGUAUAUCAGCCAGUCUACCCCCGGACCGAAAAGAUACGCUGGAGGUUUGUAUUCAAGCGCAUUGGCGAGGCUGUCUGCUUGAGCGUAUUCAUUUGGUUCUGCAGCGCCCAGUAUGCGGCUCCCGUCCUGCAAAACUCACUAAACAGCAUGAGCACUCUCCGUGUUGCUUCCAUUGUGGAAAGGCUGCUGAAGCUAUCAACAAUCUCCCUCGUCAUCUGGCUCGCGGGCUUCUUUGCUCUUUUCCAGUCUACCCUGAAUGCUUUGGCCGAAAUCACUAGAUUCGGCGAUCGAAACUUCUACGACGACUGGUGGAAUGCGACCAGUCUGCGCGACUAUUGGAACAUGUGGAACAAACCUGUACAUGCUUUUAUGAGGCGACAUGUCUACUCUCCCAUGAUGGGGAGGGGAUAUGGCCAAACCCGCAGUUUUCUCGCAGUUUUCUUUGUCUCGGCCGUCUUGCACGAGAUGGCUGUCGGAGUGCCCACACACAAUAUCAUUGGCGUGGCCUUUCUAGGCAUGAUGAUGCAACUGCCAUUAAUUGUGAUGACAGACUUGGUCAAGAAGUUUGUGGGCGAGCCACGAGGCAAGAUUGUUGGAAAUUGCACAUUUUGGAUCACCUUUACCAUUCUUGGCCAGCCUUUCGCCGCAUUGAUCUACUACUAUGCCUGGCAGGCCAAGUUUGGAAGCGUGAGCAAGAUCAAGGCAUGA